AUGUCACUCACUCCUUGGUGCAUGACUCCAAUGGAUAGAAUGUUCCGCGAGAUGGAACGUUCAUUCGACGCUUUUCGUCCAUACUGGACUGAUCAACCAAUGAUGCGUCAAGCGAAUUUGGAGAAUGCGGUCGGAAAUAUUGUUAACGAUAGGGACAAGUUCUCGAUUGAAAUGGACGUGUCGCAGUUCGCACCUGAAGAGUUGAAGGUGGAGGUUCGAGAUAAGGACUUGAUUGUUGAGGGUCAUCAUGAGGAACGCAGCGAUGAGCACGGCUCGAUCAAACGUCAUUUCGUUCGUAAAUUCACUCUGCCCGAUAGUGUUGACGUGCAAGCGAUCAACUCACGUCUCAGUGAUACUGGCGUUCUUACGGUGAUCGCACCCAAAAUCAGCACAGCUCUACCACCAACACGCAGCAUCCCAAUUGAACAUGCACCGAGAGCAUCGAUCCAGAGACGCUAG
Molecule: messenger RNA, 459 nt
Organism: Anisakis simplex (herring worm)
Lineage: Eukaryota; Metazoa; Nematoda; Chromadorea; Rhabditida; Anisakidae
Source: the annotation of a GenBank genome assembly